Tetrahymena thermophila SB210 is the source of this 510-nucleotide messenger RNA. RefSeq names its product von willebrand factor type A domain protein. NCBI's taxonomy places the organism in Eukaryota, Ciliophora, Oligohymenophorea, Hymenostomatida, Tetrahymenidae. The transcript has 2 exons. The record is from RefSeq and is a predicted model, not a curated record.
AUGGCUAUGGCUGUGAUCAUGAUAACAUGCAUAUGGAAAAAAUAACCAGAUUAAAACAUGGUAAAUUAUAUUAUAUUAUAAAGAUGGAUGAAAUUGACAUAUUUUGUAGAUGCUCUUGCAGGUCAUUUUUCUGUUAUUUCCAAAGAUUUAGUUUUAGAUAUAGAAAUUCCUAUUAGAGAUUAAAAUUUCACUAAGUUUUUAAGUAAAUACACUGUAUCUAAAACUUAUGGAAAUAUGUGCAUUACUUUAGCAAAAAAUAUAUAAAAUAAAUUUAAUUCACUUCGAUGUGGUACAAGUAGAGACAUUGUUUUUGAAAUUAACGAUACUAAAAAGAAAGUGGAUUCAAUUUAGGAUAUCGAAAAAGUCCUAGAUAUCUUUAAAAAAAUGCAAGAAUUUCAUUAUCUGAGAGUGAAUGCAGCAAAUUCUAUUCAAAAAGCAUUAAAAUAUGUUCAAGAAUAAGAUUAUGAAAAUAAUAAAUCAAUAUUAAAAGAUGCCUAAGAUAAGCUUUGA